Molecule: messenger RNA, 1442 nt
Organism: Neltuma alba
Lineage: Eukaryota; Viridiplantae; Streptophyta; Magnoliopsida; Fabales; Fabaceae
Product: basic leucine zipper 34-like
Exons: 4
Coding region: 219-1313 (364 amino acids)
Biological process (GO): positive regulation of DNA-templated transcription
Cellular component (GO): nucleus
Molecular function (GO): DNA-binding transcription factor activity; DNA binding
Source: RefSeq, a predicted model, not a curated record
GGUGACCUCUUCCUUAUAUUAUAUGACCUCCCUCAUACUACACUGCUGGUUUAGGAUCCCCAGAAUUCGCUUUUCAUCUAAGAUUUCUGUUCGGUUCUAACUUCUAGGUUGCUUCUUUUUAAUCUUCUCCCAUUUCUCUUCUCUCUCUCUCUCUCUCUCUAUCUCUCUCUCGGACAGGCUUGUUCAAGUUAACCUUGUUGUUCGAUCCCACCUAGGAAAUGGCACAGUUACCUCCUAAGAUACCAACCAUGACCCAGAAUUGGCAAUCGUUUAAUCCUCACCAGAAGUUAGCUGCCGCAAUGCCGCCUAGUUUCAAUCCCAGUGCAGCUCAACAAUUUCAGCAACAGAACUCGCCGCCGUCGUUACCAACGUGGGUGGAUGAGUUUCUUGACUUCUCGUCGGCACGGCGGGGGGCUCACCGGCGGUCUGCUAGCGAUUCUAUUGCUUACCUCGAUACGGCAUUCCUCGAGGAAUGUCGGAACCCGAUGGCCGGAGCACAUCAUCAUGGGUUUGAUGGGCUUGACGACGACCAGCUCAUGUCCAUGUUCUCCGAUGACGUUGGCUCGGUUUCGUUGCCGCCGUCAUCUGCCACUGCAUCGAACCCGUCCACGCCUUCCGAUGACCAGAAUAGCAAUAACGAGGAGAAGCCUAUGGUAAUUGACGACGCCGUCGUUCCGAGACAAGGCCUUAAAUUGCAGAAACAGCUCAAGAAUGAACCAGGGGAGGCGGAGAGCGAAUGCAAGAAUGAGAGUGACACUCUGCCGCCGCCGCCACCCUCCGUGGUAGGCGGUGGAGGCGAAUCAGUCGUUGAUCCGAAAAGAGUUAAAAGAAUUUUGGCAAAUCGGCAGUCGGCUCAGAGAUCCAGGGUGAGAAAGCUGCAGUACAUUUCUGAUUUAGAAAGAAGCGUAUCAACUUUGCAGACGGAGGUAUCAGCAUUGUCGCCGAGGGUAGCAUUCUUGGACCACCAACGUCUGAUUCUGAACGUAGACAACAGUACCUUGAAGCAACGUAUUGCCGCUUUGGCUCAAGACAAGAUUUUCAAAGACGCUCACCACGAAGCAUUAAAGAAGGAAAUAGAAAGACUAAGACAAAUCUAUCAUCAUCAGCAGCAGCUACAAAACCUGCAUCAGAAGAUGGACAAGUCAUCAGCAAACGGUAAUAGUAACAAUACAAAUGGCCACCUGCUUCACUCUCCUCCACCACCACCGGCAGCGGCGGCGGCGGCACCACAGCCAACACAGCCACAACCACCACUAAUGCCACCGCAGUCUCAGCCCAUAGCAUGUUUGGACAAGGAACAGCUUAUGAGUUGAUAAUAUCAGAACUUUCACGUGAUGUGUUCCCCCCAACUUGAAUGUCCACCAUGUGGGGGCUGCUCAGCUAGCUAGCUCUUUGACAUUUUCGUGAGAUACUACCAAUUAUAAGUAAAUUCAAUUUGUUUG